Messenger RNA from Phodopus roborovskii (desert hamster), 707 nucleotides. Its product is annotated as keratin-associated protein 10-3-like. The transcript has a single exon. The coding region runs from base 1 to 702 and encodes 233 amino acids. The record is from RefSeq and is a predicted model, not a curated record. NCBI's taxonomy places the organism in Eukaryota, Metazoa, Chordata, Mammalia, Rodentia, Cricetidae. Gene Ontology annotation, cellular component: keratin filament.
AUGGCCGCCUCCACCAUGUCUGUCUGCUCUGAUGCUUGCACCAACUCCUCCUGGCAGGUAGAUGACUGCCCAGAGAGCUGCUGUGAGCCCAGCUGCUGCCAGCCCAGCUGCUGCCAGCCCAGCUGCUGCCAGCCCAGCUGCUGCCAGCCCAGCUGCUGCCAGCCCAGCUGCUGUGUCCCCAGCUGCUGCCAGCCCAGCUGCUGUACCCCAGCCCCCUGCAUUACUCUUGUCUGCACCCCAGUGAGCUGUGUGUCCAGCCCUUGCUGCCAAUCUGUCUGCUGCAGCUCCUGCACACCCUCAUGCUGCCAGCAGUCUAGCUGCCAGCCAGCUUGUUGCACCUGCUCCCCCGGCCAGCAGUCCUGCUGUGUGACCCUGUGCUGCAAGCCUGUCUGCUGCACACCCAUCUGCUCUGGAUCCUCCUCAUGCUGCCAGCAGUCUAGCUGCCAGCCCUCAUGCUGUCAAUCCUCCUGCUGUGUGCCUGUCUGCUGCAAGCCUGUGUGUUGCAAGCCCUGCUCCAGCGUGUCCCUGCUCUGCCGCCCUGUGUGCAGACCAGCCUGCUGUGUGCCCACCUCCUCCUGCUGUGCCCCCUCCUGCCAGCCCAGCUGCUGCAAGCCCUGCUCCAGCAUGUCCCUGCUCUGCCGCCCUGCCUGCUCCAGCCAGGCCUGCUGUGGCCUCUCCUCGGGACAGAAGUCCAGCUGCUGAUGACC